This is a messenger RNA of Mesocestoides corti, 1698 nucleotides long. The record is from the annotation of a GenBank genome assembly. NCBI's taxonomy places the organism in Eukaryota, Metazoa, Platyhelminthes, Cestoda, Cyclophyllidea, Mesocestoididae.
AUGGAUAGUGGUGCAAAUGGCCGUCUUCAGAAGACACGCUACUCGGACAUCACCGCGUCGUUCAAGAACUUCAUCGAUGCCUCAGAGUUUCCGCUCAUGGAGACGUGGGAAAACGUAGAUUUACCGACGCACAAUUCGUCGGGUCUGUGGUCCUUCCACUCCCACAUGCACCACAGGCAGAGUAAAAGAAAAACGCCGUUCUUGGGGAAGCUCUUGAUUGGUGGGGCCAAAGAACAAAUUGUCGUCAUUUUCAGGAAUCCAACAUCGAACGCACCAGGCAUUACGCAGCGUCAAGCGAGUCUCAGCGGCAUGACGGCUUCGAGCAGUAGCAGUGGGCUCGGAAGCGAGUUCUCCAGUGCUGGCACCUCCACCCGUUUCCCCAGCUUCUCUCUGGCGAGCAUGGAGUCCCUCGAGGAGAACAGUCCGUCUGAGAGUCAGUGUUUGAGUCCCGACACGAACUUCUGGCCCACCGCCCCUGCCACCGGCUCCUCCAACCCCAUGGACACAACGAAACGCAGUCAGCGAGCGGAAGGUGCAAGAAAGGCCAAACGUGUGGCCGACGCUCGUCUUCGCUCGGGAUCGCUAGCCACCGGAUCGGUCUCCACUGUGCAUCCAACGGACCAACAGGUCCAACGCAGCAUGUCCAUAAAUGUGGCCAUCCUGUGCAGCGGAAAUCGCCAGCUUAACCCAAAAGGCAACAUUUUCAGACAGCGCAAGGACUUUUCGGCCUUCCAGAAUCUUCACCCGUCAAAGAAGAAUGGCUACUUCAUCCAACUGGAGGAUGACAGCUGCACAGGGAACGAGGAUACGCGUGCCUUCCUCCUCUGCCAACUGACCAACCACGGAGCCUCAGAGAUGAAGUGCAUUGCUUGUGGUGGGAAAAUGGCGGUUUACGACCACUUUCCCGUAGUCGAUGGGGCUCUCUUUCUUUCCCCUUUGUGCCAUCGCGGCGGGCUACAGGUGUGCUGGAAUGUGCCGAUGUCGGCGGUCGGUUCAAACGGACUUCAGGCCAUUGGUGGUGGCGGUGGCGGUGGCACCAGUCCCCCGAUGGCGGGACAGCUCGUUCAGGGGGACAUCGCGCCACCACCUGGAUGUACCGGACCCCGGCAGCAACAGGCCCUCUCUGGUGGCCACUCGAGGCAGCAGCAAAGACGUCCGUCUGUCAGUCAGGAGCGAUUCCUCCACGCCAUCUGCAUGACCUGCAUGCGCAGCACCGGCGACCCCAGUGAUCGGCUUCCUCAGAUUGUCUGCAAAUUCUGCGACAAGCCCUGGAAUGUUGUGGAGUGGAAUUCCACCUUCUCCAUCUCACCUAAGUUGACUGCAUUCCGAUUUGCCCUCACAUUAGGCUCCACUCUUUUAAUCGGAGGCAUGUACACCUACGACCCGUUUGCGUGCAUGCCAUGUUGCAUCGAGCACCUGCGCUGCAAAUCCUGCGGCCUCCAGGCCCUCUCGCACGCCUCGCUCAAGAACGAACCCGGCCUGCUUGUCGCGGGCGGCGACGACCUUCGCCAUCAGCCCCGACGGCGGCUCUCCGAGGGCGCGCAGGAGGAGCCCACAAGUCCCACCAACCCCCUCCACCCACUCCCCUACUUCAGCCAGUACAGUCGACUGAUGUGCUGUCAGCACUGUCGAGUGGUUGACUACCACUUUAUCAAGCCCUUCCACGAGAUGUACCAUGUCCGUCUGCCGUCCGCAUAG